This is a messenger RNA of Rhizophagus irregularis DAOM 181602=DAOM 197198, 366 nucleotides long. RefSeq lists its product as uncharacterized. The record is from RefSeq and is a predicted model, not a curated record. NCBI's taxonomy places the organism in Eukaryota, Fungi, Glomeromycota, Glomeromycetes, Glomerales, Glomeraceae.
AUGCCUAAUAAGUAUAUUACAUUUUGUAUGUUUUAUAAAAAAAUAUUAAAUGAGGAAUAUCCUCAUUUAAAACCUCAAGAGAAAGCCGCAAAGGCUGGCGAGCUGUGGAGGUUCUUACCAAAUAAAUUGAAAAAUUCAUUUGAACUUUAUGCCACUUAUGAAAAUCAUCUCGAACAAUUGAGAGCACAAAAUUCAAAUACAAAAAUUAAAAAAAGGCCGAUCCUUCCUUAUCCAGAUUUCCAAACCGUAUUCGAUAGCAAUCAGGAAACGGAUACUUCACAUUUAACUGAAGUAACUGUAAAUGAAGACGACCAAAUAUUCAAUGAAAUGUACAAUAUGUGCAUAAAUGAGAAUGCCUCAUUGUAA